CACGGAAGCCAGAAUCACCUUGGGUUCGGGCGCCGAGAUGGCGUCCUCCGCCUCCGCUCGCACUCCGGCAGGGAAGCGAGUGGUGAAUCAGGACGAACUGCGGCGGUUGAUGAAGGAGAAGCAGCGUCUGAGCACCAAUCGGAAACGGAUAGAAUCUCCAUUUGCGAAGUACAACCGUUUGGGGCAGCUGAGCUGUGCCCUGUGUAACACCCCGGUGAAGAGCGAGCUCCUGUGGCAGACUCACGUCCUGGGAAAGCAGCACCGUGAGAAAGUGGCCGAGCUGAAGGGCGCGAAGGAAGCCACCCAGAGUCCGUCCUCCAGCGCAGUGCCUCAGUCAGCCAAGAGGAAGGCGCCGGAUGCGGAUGGCCAGGAUGCCAAAAGACCCAAGGCCUCUCCGCUGCCUCAGGUACAGCCCUCCACAUCCGCUUUGCCCACCAACUUUGACAGAGCAGGGAAGGAGUCCGCCAGAGCGACUCUCAGUAAGGCUUCGGGACUCGGUUUACUCCCUGAUUAUGAAGAUGAGGAAGAGGAGGAGGAAGAGGGAGGAGAAGGGAAAAGAGGGGACACUAGCAAGCAGCCGCCCGACGCACAGGGCAAGGAACACUCGCUUUCCUCCUCGAGAGAGGCAACAAGUGGUAUGCUGCCAAGCGGUUUCUCAGAUACAAAUCCUCCCAAGGCCCCUUUAAUUCCUCAUUCAGGGUCAAUUGAGAAAGCAGAAAUACAUGAAAAAGUCGUGGAAAGGAGAGAAAACACAGCGGAGGCAUUACCGGAAGGCUUUUUUGACGACCCUGAGAUAGAUGCUCGGGUACGAAAGGUUGAUGCCCCAAAGGAUCAGAUGGACAAAGAGUGGGACGAAUUUCAAAAGGCCAUGAGACAGGUCAAUACCAUUUCCGAAGCCAUAGUUGCCGAAGAGGAUGAGGAGGGACGGUUGGACAGGCAAAUUGGGGAAAUCGAUGAGCAGAUAGAAUGUUACCGUCGGGUGGAAAAGCUUCGGAAUCGCCAGGAUGAAAUAAAACAUAAGCUUAAAGAGGUUCUGACUAUAAAAGAACUUCAGAAAAAGGAAGAGGAGAAUGUUGACAGCGAUGAUGAGGGAGAACUACAAGAUUUGUUGUCUCAGGAUUGGAGGGUAAAAGGGGCUUUGUUAUAGGGUUUCAAAGACCCGAGAUUUUCAUACCCUCUACAAUGGUACCAAAAGUGCUGUCUCUGGAUAGGAUACUGGUUACUUCAUGCCCUGAUCUUUGAUAACCUAACUGGAUUGUUGAGAUACUAUGAGCCUGUGAAGAUAGCACUUUUGAAAAUUGGUGUAAAAUGUUUUUGAGGUAAAGUUGUUUUUGAAAUUUUUGAACUAUUACAUACAUACGAAAAUGUCAACUUUUUCACACAUUUACUUAAGUGUAUAAUUUUGAAUUGUCAAAUCUGUAAGCUGUAAAUAUUAUAUAUAGUUAAAUAUAUAUUUACUUAAGUAAUUCUGUUUUGAAAUUUAUAAAUAAGUAGAAGUCAAGCCAACAGACAAGCUUUUAGACGAAAACCAAGUGUGGUAUUUGGGAUAUAUGUGACUUUUUCUUUUCUAAUCCCCUAAAUCAACUCAAGAGUGUUUUGCAGGAAGGUGGGGGACAGGGGUUGUUUUUAAAUACUAUUCAUAAACACAUAAGUCAUUCAGGGCAAAUCAGUUCUCUGAGUAUUCUGUUUCUGUUUUAAAAACAUGCACUAGGAGCACAUGGUGAUAUAUCCCAAAUAUUUCUCUUGAUUAAACCAGUGAUUCUUGGAUGUAGGUGCACAUGGAAAGCACCAAGCUUUUGAAAAGGUGCAUAUGAAUCACCUUGAAGCCUUUCAAAAACUCGUGUGCCCAAGGCCUACCAUUAGAGAUUAAAUAAAUCGGGAGCGGGGCCCAGGCGUCUGUUUAGUUUUGAAAGCUUCCCAGGUUAUUCUGAUACAUGCCAAAGUUGGAGAGCUGUGUGGCCCUAAAUCCAGAACCCAUUUAUGUUUUUUCAGGCUUUGUUUUUUUCAAAUACCAUGUUCCAUAAGUUUACUGUCUAUUGUAUAAAAGAAAUACUACUUUAUAUUUAGAUUUCAUCCAGUCUUAAAUUUUAUUACAUUUCAUAGUAAAUUAGGGUUCAGAGUUUCUGUCCAUUGUUGGGAGGAUAAGUUGUUUUCUCAAGAAGUAACAAUUAGCUUGUUCCAGUCAUUGAUUGUUUAAAUCACUCCUUUUCCCUUUAGCGAUAGAGGUAUUGAAAUGAAAAUGGAAUUAGCAGUGUUCCAGGGGCAAAAAUGCAUACAGCAUCCUCAAAUGAAAGUGAGUGGUAAUAAUAAUAGCUAAAACAAAGCUUUUACAAUAUAUGACAGAUGUGGUUCUAACUGCUUUACAUAAACCAGGUCUAGUUGCUCUAAAGCCCAGGUUUUAUGGAGAAUAGUACCAAGAGAUAAGGUAUGAAAAAGCCUCACUUGGAUGCUAGAUGAAAGAAUUCUCUCUGUCGGCAAUGUAGGAAAGUGGAAGUUUUUGAGCAAGAAAUUAUAUUUGCAAAAAAAUUAUGGAAGAUGAUUUUAGUUGCAGUAUAUAAAAUGGAAUGAAUGUGGAUGGGGAGAAAGAAGCUGGGAGACUACUUGGAAACUAGAUUUUAAAAGCUAGGUGAGCAAGACUUUGAUUAGUUAUGGACUGAGAGUAAAGGAAUAAAGUUGAAACAUUUUAACAGGAAGGGCUAAUAUUUUAGUGACUAGAGGUAGAAGAAAAACAGUAGGGAUAAAGAUGAAAUUGAAGGGCUUGGGGGUUUUUAGUGUAGGUCCCUGAAAAAGUUACCUAACACUUAUUGAGCAUAUUAACUAUCUUGCUGUCUUUGGCAGAAGGUCUUGUUUUCUUGAGCUGUCAGUAUGAUAACAGAGGGCAUGCCUGCCCUAAAUGUAUAAACCCACAUGUACUCAGAGUUUUCUAUCAUCCAUCACUUUAUUAUUUUAAAAUGAGAGAAUACAAAGGUGGGCUUGAGUAGUAGGCCCUGUCAUACCUUGACUUAAGAGGCUAGGCUGAUGAUUUUGCAGAGCACUGUCCAUUAAAAAAAAAAUGCAAGCCACAUACAUAUUUUCAAUUUCCUAGAAGCCACAUGAAAAAGUAAAAAGAAAUACGAAAUUAGUUUUAAUGUAAUUUAUUUUAUCCAAUAUAUCCAAAAUAUUCACUUUUCAAUACAUAAUCAAUAUUUAAAUAUCAUUAAUGAAGUAUUUUACACUUAGGGGGUUCUAGAUUUCUGAAAUCUGGGUGUAUCUGACUUAGCACAUCUCAAUUUGGACUGGCUACAGUUCAAGUACUAGCCAUAUGUGGCUAACAAUAAAGGACAGUGCAGACUUAAAGAGAAAGUUGUGCAGGAGUAAAAACAAAACAUGCACAGGAGAUAGACCAAUUUAGAGUGGAAUGUUCAUUCCUGACAACAGUGGAAGUUAUGAUUAGAAGAUAGAUUAUGAACCGUUAUAGAAGAUCUUGAACGCCAUGCUCGAAGGAGUUGGAAUUUUAAAUUAACAAUUGAAUAUGCUUGAGGUUCUUGAGUCCUGAAUUAUAACAGUUAAAGAGUUUAAGGAAUGCCAUUACUAUACAUACAAACAGCAGUGGGUUUUUAGGAGGGACAGAAAGCUCUGUUCCCCAUGCUCUGUAUUCCGGAGAAUGAAUGAUGGGGCCCUGAGCAAAAUCAAGGAAAUCCUGGUUGGAUCUUCGAUCAAUGUAAAAAGCUACAGGGAUUAGUGGAUCCUUCCUGAUCCUCCACACAUUGGAGAGCUCCUUUAUACGUCUUUGAGCUGGGUCAAAUAGGUUUUGGCAUUAGACUUCAAACCCACCAACGUUCCCAAAUUGUAAGACUUAGUCCCAUGGAUUUCUUCGAGUCACUCUUCUCUUUUUAGAGAACCCCUUCAUUUAGCCAACAAUUUAUUAGAGUUACGUAAAUGCUACAAAGGUAAUCCUCUCGCCAAUUCACUUACCAAUUUAAUGUAGUUCCCCUAACUGGAGGGGAAAAAAACCUGAACUAACUAGCCUUGAAAUGUAAAUUUGCCCAGUGGCUUACAACUUGGAAAAUGCUCUCCCAUUUGUAUUUCCUUUAAUGAUGAAAGUAAUGACUACUUUUUAUACACCAGGAAACGAGGCUGUGGAAUUAAAAUUCCAGGAGAAAAAUUAAUUUAGUAGUAACGAUCACUAGAUUAGUAUGGAGCAAUAGGAAGAACAGGGGAAUUGGCAAGAGAAAACAAGACACAGGUUCAAGUUCCCACUCUACAUUUUAAGGGUUAGUGAUCUUGGGCAAGUCACAUCUCCAAACCUUAGUGCACCCUACUACCAAGUGAUGAUAAUGGGGGGGCGCCUGGGUGGCUCAGUUGGUUAGGUGUCUGCCUUCGGCUCAGGUCAUGAUCUCAGGGUCCUAGGAUCAAGUCCCGCAUUGGGCUCCCUGUUCUGCGGGCAGUCUGCUUCUCCCUUUCACUCUCUCUGUGCUCUCCCUCUCUCUCUCUCAAAUAAAUAAAAUCUUUAAAAAAAAAAAAAAGAUGAUACCUCAGGUCACAUGACGUGUGAAAGGGGUUUAUAAACUGAAAGGCAAUACAAGUACGUCUAUUACAGAUGGUCCCCCACUUAAAAUGGUUCUACUUCAGGCGCCUGGGUGGCUCAGUCGUUGGGCGUCUGCCUUCGGCUCAGGUCAUGGUCCCAGGGUCCUGGGAUCAAGUCCCACAUCGGGCUCCCUGCUCCACGGGAAGCCUGCUUCUCCCUCUCCCACUCCCCCUGCUUCUGUUCCUGCUCUCGCUCUCUCUCUCUCUGUCAAAUAAAUAAAUAAAAUCUUUAAAAAAAAAAUUAUAAAAAAAAAAUGGUUCUACUUCACGAUUUUUCGACUUUACAGUCGUGGGAAAGUGAUACACAUUCGGUAGAAACCGUACUUCAAAUUUUGGAUUCUGAAUUUGAAUCUUUUCCUGGGCUAGCAGGGGGCGGUACGACAGUCUCCCAUGAUGCAGGGCAGCGGCAGUGGGCCACGGCUCCCAGGCAGCCAUGUGAUCACAAGAUAAACCGACAGCCCCUGUGUACCCACACAACUAUUCUGUUCUGCAGUUUGAAUGAAGUAGUCAGUAAAUCACAUGGGACAUUCAACACUCUUAUUAUAAAGUAGACUUUGUGUUCGAUUUUGCCCGAGUGUAGGCUGAUAUAAGUGUUCAGAGCACGUUUAAGGUAGGCUAGGCUAAGCUGUGAUGUUUGGUGGGUUGGCUAUGUUAGAUGCAUUUUCAACUUAUGAAUGGUUCAUCGGGACUUACCAUGGGAUUACAUCCCAAUAAACCCAUCGUAAAUUGAGGAAGAUAGCUUAGUCUUCCCCUGCCGCAUGCUAACUUGAUUUUAGUCUAAUAAUUUAAUGCCCCUUAAUUCCCUCUUUGAAACUAAGGUAAUUAGAGCAGGUGAUUUUCUUGAGAUUUCUUUUAACUCCCAAAUUUUUAAUUUCGCCGAGACAAGUGGCAUCUCACCUUUUAAACAUUUUUAAAGUCGUUCAAUUGACCAUCUGGAGACAGAUGGCUAAAGUAUUGUUGCUUUUACUUACAAGAUUUGCCCAGCUUAAGUCCCAUUUGUCUUGGUGUAAUUAUGAAUAGUGCCCUGCCCCUUCACUCUCAACACUCCUUUUCUGGAGGUAUAGAUACUCACUUACCUAAAAUUUUGAUAGGAAGAAAAACCACUUUCUAAUGAACAGGGAGUCAAGGUCUUAAUGGAAAUAGUAUGUUUCCUGUUAAUGAUGCACUACUUGGCUGGAAGUUUGUGUAGGGGGAUUUGAGUAAGUAUAUGGGUAGGAAUGGUGGCUAGAUAGAUCAUUUUAGAUUGCUUUUUAAUACUAAGAAUCUAGUAGCCUGUAUAAUAUCAGGAAUUACUUGAGAAGCUUUAAAUUUGGGGCGCCUGGGUGGCUCAGUCGUUAAGCAUCUGCCUUCGGCUCAGGUCAUGAUCCCAGGGUCCUGGGAUCCAGCCCAUCGGGCUCCCUGCUCAGCGGGAAGCCUGCUUCUCCCUCUCCCACUCACCCUGCUUGUGUUCCCUCUCUCGCUGUCUGUCUCUGUCAAAUAAAUAAAAUCUUAAAAAAAAAAAAAAAAGCUUUAAAUUUGAACAGGGAAAAAAAUCCCAUUCUGCAUUCUAUGUUCUUUUUCUUUUUUUUUCUGCAUUCUAUUUCCUAUCUACAGUUUCUCCCUCAGUGAUCUCAUCCAUUCCUCUGGGUUUAAAUAUCACCUUUACACUGGUGACUCCCAGUUUAUAUCCCUAGUCUUGACCCUUCUUCUGAGAGUCAUCCUUCAUUCCCCUUUAUUCCCCCAAAUCUAAUGCAUUAGCCAAGUCCUGGCAGCUCUCCCUCUAAAAUAUGCCCAGAAUCUCUCUCCUACUUUGUCUCCACCGGUCCUAGCCACCAUCUCUUGCGUUAGUGUGCAAGAGCACCUGUUCUCAUGUGCACAUCCUAGCCACGGUCAGUUAACAAGUAGAGUGAUGUUUUAAAAAUGUAGGUCAUGUCACUGUCACUGUCACUGAAAACCCUUCAUCAUAUGCUUCCAUCACACUUGGGGAAAAAAAAAAUCAGGCCCUUAUUAAGCUCACAUGGUGCUCAGCAUUUGCUGAUUCAAAUGUCUACUACUUGUGAGCUAAUGACCGACCCCAAACCCUGCUAAAGUGGGGUGGAUAGGGCAGGAGAGCAAACUGCUCUAUGUUGAAAUCAAUUUUCAUCAUUCAGUAGCAGCCUGGCAUGGCCAAGUCUUCUUAAUUAUCAAGAGGCAUGACAAGAUUGUUUUUGUUUUUAGUGAAAUCUCAAAAACACCAUGUGGGCUGAAUGUAAUCCAUAGGCCCGAGGCGGCGACCUGUCUUCUAACUUCAUCUCCUACACUCUUCCCUUUAUUCUCCAUGUCCCGGUACUCGCUGGUGAGCUUUCUGUUCCUCAGACAUGCCAUGUUAGGACCUGCACCUUGCAGUUCCCUCUGCCCAGAACCUGACUUCAAACAGCAUGGCAAUCUUACAUUCCGUUCUCAGCUCUAGUGUUUCUUGCUCAGAUGGCAUAAACAGCCAUGCCCCCCCCCCCACCUCUUGUCCCUCUGUCACAUCAUUCUGGGAAUUCAUUAAACUUACCUCUAUCUUGAAUUAGCUUGUUUAUUUGCACAUGAAUUAUGUCUCUAUCCCACCAGAAUAUAAACUCCACGAGGGCAGGGGGCUCGUCUGUCUUGCCCACAAGCUAAAAUAAUGCCCAGCACUAACAGAGCUCAAUAAAUAUCUACAGAAUGAAUAAUACCCACAUGGCAGAGAGUUGCUUGGAAAACUGGUAGAAAGACCAAGCUAACUCGUGGAAGUUGGAACCAGAACAAAAGUCAACUCAGCGGCUUAGAGGGCCGAGAAAUCUUUUCCUCCCUAGUGUCUCCCUUCUCUGGCACAUAAGGCUCUCACCUGCUCCAAGAGGAGUAUCCACCACAGCCUCUGGAGUGUAAUGGGCCACCUCAGCAUUUAGCCACUCAGUUGUCCUCAUGGCACCAAACAAGCAAAAGGGAUGUCCAGAUGUCAGCAGGAGUGUGUGGGCAGCCCUGACUGCCUAGAGGCCUCCGAAGUGGAGGGAAGGAGGAAGAAAGUGAAUCGGUAGCGGAGUAAGAUCAAAGAGUCCACGAGGACACAUUGCUUCUGGGCUGCUCUCAGCCCUCAGGCCUCUUUCUCUGCCACCCACCAUUUCAUUUGGCUUCCUCUUCCUGUCACUUGGCAGUCAAAGCUAUUUCAGAGUGAGUCUGCACUCGGCCAUCCUUCGUUGAAAUCACUCCCAGUCUCUCAGAGGAGGAAAGGCAUUCCAUCUGGUUGUACCUCCAUUUUGCUACCAGCAUUUGGCCAGCUUCGUGUGCCCUUGGAAGCCAGCGGUCACCUUUAGGGGAGUUCAGAUGGUGUGGUGGUUGAUGGUGGUGGUUAUUGAUGUUUUCGUCGUGUGCCUGUGUUGUUUGUUUGCUUACCAUUCUGCAGAGAGUGUCGACCAAGCCAGGUUGUCAGGUUGUUAUUAAUAACAGCUACCAUUUACUGGAUCCUACCAUGUGCACUGUGUGAGGGUUUGACAUACACUGUCUCUAAUCCUCAAAACAACCGUGUAAGUUACAUAAUACCUUCAUUUUACCAACGAGGAGACUGAUGCAAAGAAGUGAAGGAGCUUGCUCAAGGCAACAAUCCCAGAGUCCCCAGUGUUACCCUGCAUCAUUAUUAUUUAACACCACCUUAUACUCACAUGGUGAGAGUAUCGUUUAUGCACAACCUUCACAUCAGUUUGCAAGUCUCGACACACCCCAGAGGUAAAACGACUGUCAUUGCCACGAUCUGAUGACUUCUCCAAGGUCACUCAGCAAUGGCUAAUGUUAAGACUAGGUAGAACUUGAUUCCUGGUCCACUAUUCCAUUAUUUAACAGUGAAAUGUGGAAAAUGGGAGAGGGUCCCCCAAGAUAACAAGAAUUAAGAUUAGGGAAGUUUAUGAUCAACGUUAAGGAAACCUGGUGCUGUUCAGAGACCUUGGCUGGGCUGGAAGCUGUGUUUUCUGUAGUUUGUUAACAGACUCUGUCCACGCUGCCCCACCCUUCCUCCAUUUCACCAGCAAUCAGUUUUACUCUCUAGUGGUCUCUGAUGGGAUCAAGAAGAACGACUUCAGUUCCCAACAUUGCAACUGGGAAACAAGUUAGACCGGGCCAUGUGGCCCACCACUCUUUACACGACAUUGGGUAAGCUACCUCACCCUUCUUUCCCUCCACUACAAGGAGAGUUAAGAGUUUCUACCUUCUAGAAUUACUGAGAGGGUUGAAUGAAUUCAGUGCAUGUAAUGCUUUUCGUACAGGCCAAUAAUACUACUAAAUAAAUGACUGAAGACAAGACCCUUAUGUUCAAGAAAACUAUAAGCUGGUUGUAUUGUAAGUGGUAUAAGAAAUCGAGCAGGACCCAGUCUGGUACAGGCAGCAGAAAGAAGGCUGAUAAGUCUACGGUCUGACUUUUCCCACUCACCAGCUGUGUGUUAUUUAUCGAGUCGGUUUGCUCCCCAAGCCUUAGUUUUACCAUCUGUGGGUGCUAUGCUGUCUGAGCACUCCCUAAGGCCCUCCCACCUCUGUCUAUCACUGUGAUACUGUGAUUUAUAAUACGAAAUAUAUAUUCUGGCCUUUGUCCCCAUUUCUGGCAUUGAUCUAAAAACCCUCGGAAUUUCCUAGGAGUGCCAGGGUGGCACAGUCGGUUAAGCAUCUGGCUCUUGGUUUCCGCUCAGGUCAUGAUCUCAGGGCUGUGGGAUCAAGCCCCGCAUCAGCCUGGAGUCCGCUUGUUCCUCUCCCUCCACCCCUACCCCCACCCCCGCCCCCGUGCUUGCACGCAUUCUCUGGCUCUCUCAAAUAAAUGGAUAAACUCUUUUUAAAAAUAAAUAAAAAUUAAAAAACAAAACCCUUGGAAUUUCCUAAGGGAUUAGAGAGAUGAGAGAGAUAAAGGUGUCAUCUGUUACUCAAAACAAUCCCCUGUCAACCACAUCAGAGUUUAUGUUAAUAAGGUGACUUCUGGGAAGCCCCCCUAAGGGUGUGGCUGGUUCCCAGGGGAACCAACCCAGUGAUUAGGUUAGAACGUUCUGCACCCCUCUCCCACCUCUGGGAAGGGAGGGGGCUACAGAUUCAGUUCAAUCACCAAUGGCCAAUGACUUAAUCAAUUAUGCCUAUGUAAGGAAAUCUCCAUAAAAACCCAAAAGGAUGGGGUUUGCGAGCUUCCAGGCUGGUGAACGCACAGAGGUGCUGGGAAGGUGGCGUGUCCAGAGAGGGCAUGGAAGCUCAGCACCCCUUCCCACAUACCUUGCCCUACGCAUCUCUUCCAUCUGGCUGAUCCUGAGUUCCAUCCUUUUCUCACAAACAGGUAAUCCAGUCACUAAACUGUUUUCCUGAGUUCUGUGAGCUGCUCUACCACAUUUCUCAAACCCGCAGAGGGGGCCCUGGGAAGCUCUGGUUUAGAGGUGGUCAGGCGGAAGCACAGGUGACACCCUGGACUUGGCAUUGGCAUCUGAAGUGGGGCAAGGGGGCAGUCUGGUGGGGCUGCGCCCUUAACCGAAACCCUUCCAUUGCCCGAUGUAGAAAACCCACAGGUCUGGUGCCAGAAGUUUAGUUUUCAGGGAGCGCAGUCUAUCAUAUAAAUGGAAACAAUAGAGUUUUUUCCUUUACUAUCACCAAGACCAAGACAAGCUGAAGGCUGGAGAGGGAGAGCACAGUGCGCUGCAUGGUCAGGAAGGUUCGGUAAGACGGCGCAGGCAGAAGCUCCCAGAGGAGAGAAGAGGGGUAGGAGCUCUCCUGGGAUAAAGGAAAUGGCAUAUGAGGUACAAGAAAGGAAAGAAGCAUUCAACCUGAUCUUCAACCUCUGCCACUGAUGUAGUUUUGGAAUGUAGGUGAAGUUUGGUGGGGUGAGGUCCAGAGCGGACGACCAAGGAAGAAUUCUUGAGAUGUCUUUGGUAUAAAAUGGUAGUUUUAUUAAAGCACAGGGACAGGACCUGUAGGGCAGAAAGAGCUGCUGCACUGGGGGUGUGAGGAGUGGUUCAUUCUGUACUUGGGAGUUGGGGGAGGUAAGGAAAAAGGGAGGUCCAAAAGGACUUUUAUAUGGUAAAGAAGACUCUCAGGGGGCACCUGGGUGGCUCAGUUGUUAAGCGUCUGCCUUCGGCUCAGGUCGUGAUCCCAGGGUCCUGGGAUCGAGCCCCGCAUCGGGCUCCCUGCUCGGCGGGAAGCCUGCUUCUCCCUCUCCCACUCCCCCUGCUUGUGUUCCCUCUCUCGCCGUGUCUCUCUCUGUCAAAUAAAUAAAUAAAAUCUUUAAAAAAAAAAAAGAAGACUCUCAGGAUACUGGAGGCCUUGCUAUUAUCAAGCUAAGGUUGUUUUUUCCUCUAGCAAAGCUUUAUUAACAUGAAGAUAUUGGAAGUUUCCUGGAAGAAUGUCACACAUAUCCCACCCAGGAGCGGGGAGGGGAGGUUGCAGGGUGUCAGCUUGUGCUUUGUCCUCAGCUAGCCUUCUGCUCCCUCAUCACCACCAUAUCAAAGCUGGAAAACCAACUGGCAUCACUGCUACCUCUCAGCCAGCCCGGAGUCCAGUGGAGGGGACAGAACUUAAGUUUGCUUCCCAAAUAGGCUCAUCUCUUUGUAAAAUAAAUUUCCCCUUUGAAAUUUAUUAAUCUGCCACCUAAAAAAAUAUGACCACCAGGACUUCAUACAAGAAAACCCAAUCUAGAAGUUUAGGGAAGAUGGUAACAACUUUGAGUCUCCCUCACUCUCUGUGACCUCAACCCUUGGGUUGAGGGUCCUAAACCCUGUCCCUGUCUCUGUGUCAUGGAUCAGCUAUUCCCAGAGGCACACUUGACCUCUGUCCUACCUCACCCUGGCAGCUACAGCACAAAGAUAUUCCAAGGAGAGGCCAAGAAACCCCACUGGUUAAGAACCAACCUCCACAGCCUUUAUUGAAAAUAAAGAGCCAUGAGCUGAUUUGAAGUAUUACAUCUUCCUACAGCUGUUCCCUUUUAAAUAUUUAUCCUGGCAAACACCAUGACCGUUUUUUACAACUUAUUUUAAUUGUGUGACUAUUAAGCAAACCAAAGCGUAAAAUUGGCUCUCAGUGCUGAGAUUUAUGUGAUUCAUAGACCAGAGCUUAUUAAAAAGGGAAUCCACUGACUGCAAACUAGCCUCACGAGUGCCCCACACUGUCUCUAGGAAGGUGUGAAGUAUUUCCCCUAUUCCUGCCUGUGGCUGCCAAGCUUCCAUAGUGAGUAGCAUAAAACAAUGAACAGAGGGGUGCCUGGGUGGCUCAGUUGGUUAAGCGUCUGCCUUCGGCUCAGGUCAUGGUCCCAGGGUCCUGGGAUGGAGCCCCACAUCGGGCUCCCUGCCCAGCGGGAAGCCUGCUUCUCCCUCUCCCACUCCCCCUGCUUAUGUUCCCUCUCUCGCUCUCUCUCUGUCAAAUAAAUUAAAAUCUUUAAAAAAAAAAAACAAACAGAAUCUACCCAUUUCCCUCAUUCUUUUUUUCUUGUUAACAAUCCUAAUGAGCUUAGACUGGGUCAGGGAUGCUACAGUCUUACAGGCGGUGGCAGAAGCUCUGAGAGGCUCACAAACAGAAUCAGCGCCCUGGAGGAUUUGGCAUCAAGGUCUGAGGGAAGGAUUUAAUCGUGGGACUUUGAAUAACUAGGAGUAAGUAGGAGAUAUCCUACUUAUUUGCCACCAAGGUUAUCCUUGGUUUGGAUCAUAGAAUUGCUUUAAAACUUCAAUAAAAGCAAGGGGCGCCUGGGUGGCUCAGUCAGUUGAGUGUCUGACUAUUGAUUUUGGCUCUGGUCAUGAUCUCAGGGUUCUGGGAUCGAGCCCAGGGAUGUCCACACCCCAUAUUGGGCUCUGCGCACAGCACGGAGUCAGCUUGGGAUUCUCUCUCUCCCUCUGCCCCUCCCCCUGCUUCCCCUCUCUAUCUCUCUAAAUAAAAUCUUAAAAAAAAAAAAAGACUUCAAUAAAAGUGCUCACUGGAAAAAUGCACUUACAAAUAUUUACAUGAGGGGCGCCUGGGUGGCUCAGUUGGUUAAGCAUCUGCCUUCGGCUCAGGUCAUGAUCCCAGGGUCCUGGGAUUGAGCCCCGCAUCAGGCUCUCUGCUCCUCGGGAAGCCUGCUUCUCCCUCUCCCACUCCCCCUGCUUAUGUUUCCUCUCUCACUGUGCCUCUCUCUGUCAAAUAAAUAAAAUCUUUAAAAAAAAAACAACACAUUUACAUGAAUACUUGGUUACUCUUUCACUGUUACCACCCAAGCUGCCCUCAUUUCCCCCUUGUGUUGUCAACUUAGUAUUCAACUGACUGACCCCCCAGACUCUACACAGCAGCCAGACAUAGCAGUCUCGUUAAAACCCAAGUCUCUGCUCAAUACAAUCCACUAGCUUCCCAUUUUACCUGCGAUAAACAGCAACAUCUCUGUUUACAAGGCCCUCUAGGGUCUGUCUCCAGAUACCCUGCUGACCUCAUCUCUAGCUCUUCUCCGGCGGCUGUAAUCACACCCAUAUCCUUGCUGAUCUCCUAACAUGACUGACACAUCCUGGCCUCUGGGCCUUUACUUGAUGUUCCCUGUACCCUAGAACACCAUGCAGGCUCUCAGUCAUCCGGUUCAGUCUUUACUCCAGUGUCACCUGGUGGGGGGGGGGUGCCUUCCUGACCUCUGUGUUUAACGGCAACUUCCCCACCCCCACCCUGCCUGGCACC
Molecule: messenger RNA, 13185 nt
Organism: Mirounga angustirostris (Northern elephant seal)
Lineage: Eukaryota; Metazoa; Chordata; Mammalia; Carnivora; Phocidae
Gene: ZNF830
Product: zinc finger protein 830
Exons: 1
Coding region: 38-1147 (369 amino acids)
Biological process (GO): nuclear DNA replication; mitotic DNA damage checkpoint signaling; mitotic DNA replication checkpoint signaling
Cellular component (GO): spliceosomal complex; nucleus
Molecular function (GO): nucleic acid binding; zinc ion binding
Source: RefSeq, a predicted model, not a curated record